AGAGUGUUGUUGAGGCGGCAGUGGAGCUCGCUAAGGUAAGCGACUGCCGAUGGUUGCUCUGUGUUCAACCUAAAUCGCACGAAGCCGCAGUUCUUUCAUCUUUGAGAUCUGAAUCAAGCGUUUUCUGUUUGCAGCUUGAUCGAUAGAGAAAGGACUCGCAGGAGCUAAUCACCAAGAGCCAGGGGAAAAAAAAUGUCAGGAGAAGAAGUUGCUGUCGAACAGCCUGAGGCUGUUGCAGCCCCUGUUGCCCCUGCUGUGGGCGAGCCUAUGGACUUGAUGUCAGGCUUGCAGCUGGUGCUGAAGAAGUCUCUUGCACAUGGUGGUCUUUCAAGGGGACUUCACGAGGGUGCAAAAGUGAUUGAGAAGCACGCUGCUCAGCUUUGCGUGUUGGCCGAGGACUGCAACCAAGCUGACUAUGUCAAGUUGGUGAAGGCUCUCUGCGCUGACCACAACGUUAACUUGGUGACUGUGCCUAGUGCCAAGACCCUUGGUGAAUGGGCCGGGCUCUGCAAAAUUGAUUCAGAGGGCAAUGCAAGGAAAGUUGUUGGAUGCUCAUGCGUUGUUGUCAGGGAUUAUGGCGAGGAAAGCGAGGGCCUCAACGUUGUUCAAGAGCAUUUGAAAUCCAACUAGAUGGCACUUGAUGGAAGAGCGUAAUGAUUCUACAGGAGCUUGCACCGAGUUGUUUUUAUCCGUUGUUGCUAUGAAGUUAGAGUAAAGACCCUAUCUUAGAUUAUGCCUCUGAACUUUGUUCUCUUGUCUUGAAUUUUUAUUUUUUGUUUCUGCCUUCUGGUGUAUGCUACUGUAUUCCUUGGAAGCGAGAGUAUCAAGCGUUUUUGGUGGUUGAAGAUUGGUUGACUUUUAAACUAUAGGCUGUUUCGAGAGCUUCCUGGUAAAUUUUGUUGAACCUAUGAAUUUUAUGUUGUUACAAGGCCAACUUGGCAAGCAUUUGGUUGCUGGUUACUGCCUGGUUAUAAGGCAAACUGCCAGUCUCUUACAUGUUAUGUGAUUGUGCCUAGUGCCAAGACCCUUGGUGAAUGGGCCGGGGUAAGUGUCUCUCAUCUCAUUCUUCGUCCCAAACUCCCAAUUGUUAAGCGGUUGCGGUUCAUGUGAAAUUCUAGCUAUUUGUUAAUCGUGGUGUCAAGAAUUUAGGUUCGGUUAACCGAAAAAUCGAGAUAAUUGAAGUUUAAAUCUCUAUUUUGGUCGGUUGUUGGUAAGGGUGGCCGGUAGUUUGGUUAACCGAUAAUCGACCGCGAUCGAUUACCGGUUUAUAACCGACACUAACCGACUGCCAACCCUACUCUCAACUAAGCAGAUGCCCCUUGGGUGACCCACUUUUGUGGGAGAGGGGGGACCCCCUUGGGUGACCCACUUUUGUGGGAGAGGGGGGACCUAACUGACCAUCACACAUGCACGUGUCGUUCAAUAGACCGGUCGACCGCACGGGUGGAUGGAUCAACCAUGGACUGACUUAUGAGUUAAUUAUUUUCUAUCCUUAACCGAUAAUGAAGAUAAUUAACUCAAUGGAAUAUCCACCAGAUGCAUUUUAAUUAAGAAAAUAAUUAUCUUCCUAAUUAACGCGACUUACUCCCCAAGCCAGAGGGUAUAUUCUUGUGGGUCUCGGCUCCUGUAAAUAGCCGUCCGUUGAGCACCCACGAGGAUCUGUUUUAUCCUGGAGACGACUAGUUGAUAGCCCGUCGUGAGCAACAAAAGCAGUGCUGCGAACGUUUUAAAGAAAGCCACCUAAGUCCACGACUCAGCUCCAGAUUUGGUAACCGUUCUCUCUUUGUUGUUCCGUUACUAACACUAGUUAACUUUGCUAACAGAUUGAUUCCAAGGAAAGUUGUUGGAUGCGCAUGCGUCGUUGUCAGGGUGAGGAUUCUUUCUACUCAAGACCAAAAUGCGUUGAAAUCUCUGCUGCAAUUCACAUUCUAAUUAAUGAUCUCCUCUGCUCCCAUUUUCCAGGAUUAUGGAGAGGAAAGUGAGGGCCUCAACGUUGUUCAAGAGUAUUUGAAUCCAACUAGAAAGUAUCGAUGGAAAAGGCGUGAUGAUGUUCCUGGAGCAUGCGCCGAGUCGUUUCUUUCCGCUCUUGCUAUGAAGUUAGAGUCGAGACCCUAUAUUUGAUUAUUAAUGGACUUUGUUCUCUUGUAUCGAAUUGUUUUUUUUUUUGUUUGUUUCUGGUGUAUGCUACUGUAUGACGCGUGCACGGAUUUACGCAUGGGUUUCGAAUUAUUCUAUGAAGUACUAAGUAAAAUACAAUAAAGAUAUCUACAUUAC
This is a messenger RNA of Linum trigynum, 2274 nucleotides long. The record is from the annotation of a GenBank genome assembly. NCBI's taxonomy places the organism in Eukaryota, Viridiplantae, Streptophyta, Magnoliopsida, Malpighiales, Linaceae.